AUGAAGAGGGUGAAUAGAAACAGCGGUAUGCACUUCUCAAGUGAUAGUAAAAGUGAAUCAAACUUAUACUUAGAAAAUUAUGCGAAAAUAAAAAAACACAUCAACAGCAUCGAUAACGAAGAAUCAGUUAUUAUGACCAUUUUGAAAGAGAAAACGUAUGACUGUAUACAGAAGACGCGAGAAAAAUUAAAAGCAAUUAUACAUAUGUACCCAAACACGCCCAUCUCGAUUUGUACCCCAAAUAAUGUUAUUGGGGGGCUGAGGAACACCAUUACGUUAAUUACCGAUACGUCUAUUUUGGAAAAAAGGAAAGGAAUUUUAUUCCGAGGGAGAACUGUAGAUAAAAUUUUAAAAGAUUUUCCAAAGUGGGAUGAAAACUGUGAAUACCCAAUGGCAGAAGCUAUGCUUUGGUAUUUAUUAACAAAAGAAAUACCAGCAACUGAUGAUUUGAAGCUUUUCUCAAGGGAGUUAUACUGUAGGGCUAAAAAAAUGCCAUCAUUCGUUUUUGAAUUUAUAGAUACCAUUCCUCCCUUCACACAUCCAAUGAGUCAGUUAGUAUCUACCGUUUCGUUCCUCGAAUCUUUGUCCUUAUUUAAGAUAAAAUAUUCUGAGGGCAUAUUAAAAAAGGAUUACUGGAAAUAUAUUCUGGAAGACGCUGUUUCUUUAAUUGCACAGAUCCAAGUUGUGUGUGCAUAUAUUUUUAAAAGGUCUUUUAUAGAUAAUAAUAUAAAAAAAGGGGAAGGGAUGAACCUAGAUAUUGAUUUUGAUUGGUCAGCUAAUUUUGCAAAAUUAAUCGGCUUUGAAAAUAACGAAGUAAAAGAUUUGUUAAGACUAUACUUUCUUCUACAUAGUGAUCACGAGGGGGGAAAUGCAAGUGCCCAUGUAUCUCAUCUGAUUGGAAGUACCUUAGGAAAUCCCUACUUAUCUUUUUCUGGAUGUGCAAUUGCCUUAUCAGGACCUUUACACGGAUUGGCUAAUCAAGAAUGUCUGAAAUUCCUGCUGGAUAUAAAAAAACAACUCGAUGGUAAAGAACUAACUUAUGGAUUCAUUGAAAAGUAUGCCAAAGAUUAUCUCAAUUCGGGGAGAGUUAUCCCUGGAUAUGGCCAUGCUGUGUUGAGAGUCCCUGAUCCUCGUUUCUUGGCCCUUCGAAAUUUUGCCUUAUCACAUUUUCCAAAUGACCCCAUAGUACAGAUAUUAGAAAUGUGCUAUAAAGUAAUACCCGGAAUUCUUUCUGCCACUGGGAAGGUGAAAAAUCCGUACCCAAAUGUCGAUUGCUAUAGUGGUUCUCUCCUACACCAUUACGGUAUUAAGUACCCUGAAUAUUACACUGUCCUCUUUGCGCUUUCUAGAUCCAUCGGGGUAAUGUCCCAGUUGGUAUUAUCUAGGGGAUUAAUGUACCCAUUAGAACGACCCAAAUCGGUGGACGUGCACAAUUUGAAGAAAAUAUGCGAAAGGAAUUAUGUUAAAAUUGAGGAAUUCGAGUAG
Molecule: messenger RNA, 1485 nt
Organism: Plasmodium inui San Antonio 1
Lineage: Eukaryota; Apicomplexa; Aconoidasida; Haemosporida; Plasmodiidae
Product: citrate synthase
Exons: 1
Coding region: 1-1485 (494 amino acids)
Biological process (GO): carbohydrate metabolic process; tricarboxylic acid cycle
Cellular component (GO): mitochondrial matrix
Source: RefSeq, a predicted model, not a curated record